Molecule: messenger RNA, 339 nt
Organism: Guyanagaster necrorhizus
Lineage: Eukaryota; Fungi; Basidiomycota; Agaricomycetes; Agaricales; Physalacriaceae
Exons: 2
Coding region: 1-339 (112 amino acids)
Source: RefSeq, a predicted model, not a curated record
AUGUCCUCGCCAACGGGAACGUCUUCAAUGCCUUCCGCCUUCCUCGCCAAUGAACUCCAACUCGCCCUCUCGGAGCAACAUUUCGGCAUUCGAUGUUUCUCCAUACUUGGUUCUUCCACGCCGCUGGUCGCCAAAGCUUCUGUGACGUUGUUGGAUGGUGAAAAGCUGCAGUUGGUGCUCACCGGGAGAGGGUAUUUCAUUGAGAACGGUUCUAAGAAAGCGAGUUCUUUGAACCUGAAGGUCUUUGAGACCGUCGAAGAGUUGCUACAGUCCGUAAGCGACGUGUACGCCGAGAAACGAAGAGAAGUUUUGUGGAAUAAAUUGGAGAAGUUAGCCUAA